This is a messenger RNA of Triticum aestivum (bread wheat), 554 nucleotides long. RefSeq names its product ADP-ribosylation factor-like protein 6-interacting protein 4. The coding region runs from base 113 to 352 and encodes 79 amino acids. The record is from RefSeq and is a predicted model, not a curated record. The transcript has a single exon. NCBI's taxonomy places the organism in Eukaryota, Viridiplantae, Streptophyta, Magnoliopsida, Poales, Poaceae.
AACACACACGGUCCAGUUUGUUGAAACAGAGCAGCUUAGUUUUUCAUCUGCCGAGGAGCAGAGUGAGCUGGGAGAGACAGGAAGAAAAGAGGCGAGCUAGCGAGCUGCAGCCAUGGGGUUCUGGUGUGGGCCUUCCGAUGUCCAGGUGCUCCCCCAUACGACCACCACUUCCUCCUCAUCCUCCUCCUCGUCCUCCUCCUCCUCGACUAAAGAUUCUGGCGAUGGCGGCAAGAAGAAGCAGCAAGAAGGUGUAAAGAAGGAACAGGGGAAGGAGAAGAAGAGGAGCAACCUUGACCGGGCCGCCCUCACAACGCCCCGCCUCCCCUUCCAUUCUCGACCCGGUCUAAUGUGACAGAUUAGCCGAGAACCAGUGUAUUUCAUCGAAAUAUAUGAUCUUGUGUGUUCUCCUAUUAGCCUAUGGCCGAGUCUGGAACUUAGGAUGCAUAGCUUCCAUAGCUCCGUCGAAGUUUCGAGUUUUGUAAUUUUGCCACAUGUUCUAUUUAUUCAGUGAUGGGUUGGCUGUAUCAAAAUAUCCAAAUUGCAGGUGUGUUAUA